Molecule: messenger RNA, 7512 nt
Organism: Stylonychia lemnae
Lineage: Eukaryota; Ciliophora; Spirotrichea; Sporadotrichida; Oxytrichidae
Source: the annotation of a GenBank genome assembly
AUGAGAAUUUUCUGCUUUAUAGUUUGCUUUCUGGGAUUGAUUUCAAUUAUUUUUGUGAAUAUAAGCAAGGCGCAACAGGUGUGUCAUGAAUAGACACCCUCAUUUCUAUGUGUAGCCAAUAAACACUGCGCCUACAUUUAAAAGUUUACCCCUGAAAGCUAUUGGCUAGAUUUGGUUCCUUUUAUGGCUUAAAGCAAAUGUGUUUAUAGAGAUAACCUUAGACAUUAUUUGUAUAAAGGCAUUGAGAAAUCUAUCGAUCUUGUUAAUGCAGGAGUAUCUUAAGUUUUAUCCCUAGAAGAUGAUGAAGAAAUGGAUUAAGGCUAUAGAUUAUUGAAUAGUAAGAAAGAUAAGAAGAUACUAAAGGACUUGAAAUACUUCUAUGAUGAUGAGAUAGCUCUAGGAAUAACAAGGUACGAACUUGGACUUUGGCUUAUUGUUAUCGGCUUCUUUUUCUUGAGAAAAUAUCUCGAAACUUGUGGGAAUAGGAAGACUAUGUUUGAUUUUAUGAAAACUCAAGACUAGGGUAAAGGAUAAUACAUCAGUGAAGCUGAGAGAUAGCAACAGUUGCAAGCUAAGAAAGAUAGCUUAUUUAUAAAAAAUGAGAAGGGGUAGCUGGUUGAAUUAACCAAGGAAUAAGUAAGAUUGUUGAGAGAGCAGAUCCUGAAGGCGAAAAAAGAGGAUAGCAAAAAAGAAAGCAGCAGGUUGGAAGAAGUCAAACCAGCUACACUCUAAUUUGAAAACCAAGAGGAAUUUCUCAAGUUCAUCUAGCAAACAAUGUAAAAAGAGGGGAAGAUUAUGAUUAAUGGAAACUAUGUGGAGUUAAAUACUACACCUCAAAUUGAAGGUAACGCAGAGCAGAUCACUACUGAUCAGAUAUAAUCAGAUAGUUCACAAUUGGCUACAAAUUCCUAAUAGCCUCAGUCGACAACAAAGCUACUUGAAAUUACUAAAUUAAAUUCGAUGAUUACUGAAUCUUCUGCUUAAAAAAUUGAAGAAAAUUCAAAAUAAUAAUUAGAAUAAUAGAUUUCUGACGAAUAGCUAAUUGCAGAUUUAGAACCUCCAAAAAUCUAAAAUGCAAUGUCAAGCUUUAAGGGUGUCAACUUUGGUAUGAUAGAUGCUUUGUUUAGCAUGCAGUCUAAUUAGAACGAUCCUCUUUUCAUUUUAGAUGAUCUCGAGAUUGCUGGAUUCGAGGAUACCUAGUAGACAUUAAGCAGUCCAGUCAAAUUACUAAAUCAGUAUGACUCAUAAAUGAGAGUUAAAGUAGAGAUGUCUUCUCUCCAGUAAUCAAGGGAAAUUCCAUCAAAUACAGCAACUUAAGAUCCUAAUGAGAAUACUAAUAUUGUGUAGAAGAGAAAUGGAAAGUAGGGAUAGGAUGAAGACAAGAAUAAUAAUAAACACGACUCUAAAAAUCAACCAAUUUUGAAAAGACAUCAUACCUAGGAGAUCUCUCAUAGUCUAUUUAUCGUUUCUCAAGGAUUUAACAGAUGCAGAAAUAGCAUCUAGAAUGCCAAUAAAGUAGAGUCUCAAUAGCAAUAGAUCGCUGUACUUAGGUCUCAAUUGUAAGAGAAAACUGAUGAAGCAUUGAAAUUAAAGGAUACUUUGCAAAGAAUCAGUCAACAGUUAGCCAAGAUCUACUCAUCCCCUUAACUGUUAUCUAAAUACAUUGAAGAAAAAGAUUUACUUGAAAUGCUUUCACAAGGCUUUUUAUCCUAGGCUAAGCUACAUCUUGCGUUUUUAUUCUCCUCUCCACUGAUAAUCAAAUACAAAGAUGACAGCAGUGGUGAAUUGAAACAGCAAACUAUUCAAUAGAUAGAUCACAAUAGGGAGUUCAAUGGUGUGAUUGAAAGUUUGAAGAGUACUGGUAAUUAAAUAAGAUAUAGGAAAAUACCAGCUACACUAGACAAUCUCAGAGUAUCUUUGACUGAAAAUCCUAUUGCACUUCAUUUCUCUGGCCAUGGAAUCGAAAAUAACAAGGAAAACUUUGGAAAGGAUAGUAAAGCUCUCAAGGAUGAAGGGAAUUUUCUGAUAUUUGAGGAUAAUGAGGGCUGUGCUUAAUUUAUGAGCGAGAAGAAGCUGUUUGAGCUAUUAGAACACAGUGGCACUAAGCUUGAGUUCGUCUUUGUAGCCUCAUGUUAUAGUUAAUUUGCAGGAGAAAUUUUCCAUAAUGCUGGUGCCAAGCAUGUCAUAUGUGUGAGGAAAGGAUUCUAAAUUUCAGAUGAAGCAGCAAUAGCUUUUAGCAAAAAUUUCUAUCAUGCUUUAUUCAGUCAGACAGUUUCAGUAUGUCAAGCUUUUGAACUUGCAAAAGCCGCAAUGAGAGCAGAGAAAAAUAAAAAGAUUGCAGAAGAAUCGAGGAAAUUUAUAAUAAUUAAGGAUAUUGAUGAAAUUGCAAAUAGACAUAGCAAUCAAAAUCAACACAAUCAAGGAAUCACCUUAUAAGAUUUUCCAGAUUAAAUAAUGAAACCGAAGAUACAUAAAUGCACAACUUUCGGUCCAUUUAUGAAAGGACAAGUUUAAAAUGUGGGUUAAGAGCCACUGUUUAAAUUGGAAACAUCAAAGGUAGAAGAUUUCGUUGGGAGAAGAAGUGAAAUGCAUGAAAUCAUAAUGGAUGUAAUUGAGAACAGAUUUGUGACGAUUAAAGGAAUGCCUGGAAUCGGUAAAACAACUAUAGCGAAAGCAAUUAUUCACUUCUUAGAUGAGAGAUAAUUAUUCAGAGAUGGUAUAAUCCUUUUAAGUUUGAGAGGAUUAGAUCAAGCUAAUAUGAUUCUAACCAGAUUGUAACUUAUAAUAAAUAAGCAUCUUCCACCUCAAGAAAAAGACGAUAAAGCAAUAGAAAAUUUUUCCUAAAUUUAAGAGAGGAUUAUCUAAUUUAUGAAGGACAAAGAAAUUCUCCUUGUUUUAGACAAUGCCGAAGAUACACUGCGUAAAGAGGGAAAUCAGUUUCGUGAGAUUUUAUAACAUUUGCUUGUAUGCUGUCCAUAAUUAAGAUUGCUAUUGACAUCUAGAUAUCCGAUAGGAUAAUUAGCAGAUAUUUCGGAGAAAAUUUACACACUCAAAGAGCUAAAAUCUUAAUUUGCAAUAGAACUCUUAAUGAAAAAAGCUAUGAGACCUAUUAAAGAAAAUGAGAUAGAAGAUUUAUUAUCUAAUCCAAAUUCUGGGGUGGUCUUUAAUUCUAAUCCAGUUUAGUAAAAGAAAAAUAUAACAAGGUUAGAUGAGCAUCAUAUUUGCACUCUGCUAGGAGGUCAUCCUCAUGCCAUUAGUUUAGCUGCUCCUUUAUUGCAAGAUAAGAGCUUGAAAGAGCUUUACGCACUUUUAAACAGUCGUGAGAUCAUUGAAUGGCUUCAAAUAGAAGGUAUAGAAGGUCCACUAGCUUCGUUAAAGGUUUCUCUGGAUACAAGUAUCAAACAUAUGACAGACUCAGAGCCAAUGGCAAUAAAACUCUUCUGUUUGAUUGGUCUAUUCCCAGGCGGAUGUACUGACGAGGACCUCAAUUAUUUAUGGAGAGAUGGUUGGAUGAAACUCGCAGAAAAACUACUUAGAGCAUCAUUACUUGUCAAAAAAAGUGGUUCAAAUGGUGAGAUCAGAUACACUUUAUUUCCUUUUAUGAAUCAGUAUGCAGUGUAGCUAAUGGAUGAAGAAACUAAAGCAUUAGAACAUAAUAAAGCUUGCAACUAUCUGGCAAAAAUAUGUAAAGAUUUACUGAGGAUGACAACUCAAGAAAUAGUAAACAGACUAGUCUCUCUUGAGACGAAUAUUUGGGCUUGCAUAUACAGAAUCAUUGAUAAAACUACUAUCACUAAUUCUGAAUACUCUAAUAGAGGUAAAUCUCCUGCUUCAACAUUAAGAGAAUCUAAUUUGAAAUUCAGCGCGAUUGAUGGCAAAAGUUAAUACUCUAGUCAAGGUGAAAGUAGUGAUAUUAAUAUUGAUCCUUCGCAAGAUGAUUACUACGAGACUUUCCUUUAUCAAAGAAAAAACGACAGUAGAUCAAAGAGCGAAAAGCAUUCUAACAAAAGGAGUCUAUUUAGUGAAAAUCAAAAUAACCAAUCUCAAAUUCAAAAUGAGGAAGUUGAUGAUGAUGAGGAGGAAACAAAAACUCAAAAAAGCUCGGUAAAUCAAUGCUUUACAGCUGAUGGAGUUUAAGUUACUAGUGAGGAAGAGGGAUCCAAUGAGAAAGGAACCAAUGAUGAUGAAGAAAGGGGAAAUGAAAUUUAGGAUCCCUAGAGCCAAAUUGUUAAGAAAAAAUUCAAUCAACCUUCAUCACUAAUGGAAAGUCAAAUAGAUGAAGAUAAUAGUCAUUUUAAAACAUCGAAGAAGUAGAAGAAAAAAAGCUAGAAGUUAGUUUAAAGCUCUAAAUAGCAAGAAGAUGAGAAUGAAAAUGUUUACCCGACUUAAUAAAUUGCAAUUUAGCUAUCAGACGAUCAGGUAUCUUUAUUUUUGAGUAGCCACUCUUAAAAUAAUAAAAUUAAGAAGAAACUCAAGAUCAUAACUAGUGAUUUAAAUAAGCCAGAAAAGAGUGACAAUGGCUCAUUAGAAGAGGAAUUUAAGAGCUAAAAUACGCCAAUUAAUUUCGCAAAUGACAAUGAGUCUGUUGGUCUAAAUAGGUCAAAUUCCAAUGAAUUUUAAAUUGGAAAUAAUGCUCUUACCCCCAUAAGUUCGUAAAACUAUGACUGGACAUAAAGCACAAUAUCUCAAUAUAAAAAUCUAAGCAAGAGCUUAAUAAACCCGGAAUUAAGCUAUCAGAGAUUGCCAAACUAUGCUCACUCCCAUGUUCAUAGUCUUGAUAACAUCGAUGAAACGUUUGAUGAAGAUUGCUCCUAAUUACUGACAGAAAAUGAUAGAAAAGAUGUGCAAGGAUAUGACAAUGAACAAGAAACUUCCGAGAGCAAAGUUCAAGAAAACAUGUUUGGGUAGUUUAAACAUGAAUUAGCUUUAAAUGAUGGAAGCUCGUCAGAUAAUAAAUAACCAAUACUCCUGAAAAGAUUAUCCUCAAAAAAAUACUAAGAAGAUAAGUUUUAGCCAUCUAAAUAUCUUAAUAUUCCUACUCUUGUUAAAGAGGAUCCUUAAUCUGAUUAAAAUGAGCUAGGCUCUUGUAUAGAUGAAAAGACUUAGAAUGAUCAUGAAUCUGAAUAAUAGCAAGUUAUUAAGACCAAGAAACCAAACAACAAAAGAGUUACUAUUCAAGAGAGCCACAAUUAAAGUAUUAAUGAUCCAAGAAGUAUUAUUAAAGGAAGUAUUAACAAUCAUAGCAGCAACAAUCAAUAAAAUCAAAUUCAAAUAAGUAAUCAUAAUAUAUCAGUUGUAAAUCUGACUCCUGAUGGCUCAUUACUUGUGUACUAUAUCACUGAUUUAGUCAUUUUGAGAAAGUAUGACGAAGCUUUAAAAGCAAUUGAGAUUUUUGCUCUUAAGUUCACCUAGGAUAAUCUAUGUAUUGCAAAUUUACUUAAGAUUUAGGCUUUUGUUUUAAGUGAGACCAGCAAUGAUUAUAAACUUGUGACCUAGAAAUAUGAAGAUUCUAACAAGAUAUUUUUGAAUUUGAGAUUAGCUCAUGGAUAAGGCUUGUGCCAAUUAGCUAUUGGAUUUUUGAUGUAUUAAAGACCUAAUAGGUUUAUCAAUAAAAAGAUGAACGAAAGUAAAGUAUUUGAUAAAGCAAUGAAAAAGUUAGAAGAUGCUCUUGCCUUAUACAGCAAAGUCAAUCACUGUUUUGGUGAAGCUUUCUGCCAUAAGAUAUUGACAUUUAUAAAAAAGAAGUUAGGAGUAAAUUUCAUUGACCAUUAGAGAAAAUAUAAGAAUACCAUGCUAAGGGGUAAAGAGAUCUAAGAAGAAAAAAGAACUACAUUUAUAUACCUGAAUAAUUCAAGCUAACAAGAAUCACUCUUUCUUGAGGUUAUUCAAUAAAACUAUGAUAAUUCUUACUCUGAAUAAAAAAUUGGUGGGAUAAACCUAAAAAAUACCUUGAAAGACAAAGACACUACUAACCUUAGCACAAGUGCAAAAAGGAGCAAGAAUUCUGCAUAAAUAUCUAAGAAUGAGGAGAUAAAGCAAUAGGCUAACAUUCAAAAUGUUAAGAAAAUACAAUAAUUAUCAACGUUCGUUCAUAAUAUAAAAGCGAAUGAGAGGGAGAAGGAAAAGAGUAAAGAAAAGCAAUCAACUGCUAGAAGAAGUAAAGAUAAAGACAAGGAUAUAAUGCAAAAGCUUGAUAUUGAGUUUGAUUAACUGAAAUUAUAAUUGGACAGAUCAAAGCAAGAAAACAAUUUUGAUGCCGAAGAAGCUAAAGACACUGUAUCCUUUACUAGCAACUUUUAAAAGCCAAUACUAUCUAAAAACCCUGCAAGAGUGAAAAGAGAAGCCCCUAAAACAGCAAAAUUCCUUCCCUAAUCUUAGACUAAUUCUCUUAAUUAAUCAGUGGUAUCCCAAAAUAAACUAGGCCCAACAAAAUCAAAUGAGUAAGCAAUCAGCAUGGGAAAACCUGAAUCUUCAUCUCAAAUUCAAAAUUACUUAUCAGAUAAUGAAUCUUUUCAGACUUAGCAUAAAUAAUCUUAAAAAGAAGAUAAAAAGACUACAGUAUCACUAAAGGAAUAGGCAAUCUAAUAAAUCAAUAAGUACAAAAUUAGUAAGAAUGAGUAAAUAGAAAAAGCCAAAAAUACAUCACAAAGCUCUUACUUCAUUUAGCCUAAGAAUUCAAUUCAUUUAGAAGAUAGAUAAAGUCAUUAAUAUAGUCUUAAAUAAGCAGGCAGAAAUAAUACUCUCCAAGGUAAUAGUUCUCUGUUCCAUAGUUAAGAUAAUUCCUAACAGCCUAGUAAUACAUUGAAAAGAGCUACAUAAAAGAAAAAGGGUAAUGAGCUUUUCAAUAGCACAAUGGCCUUGAACUAGAAGAUAUAAAAGAAUCCACUCUUUAAUUCUGAUGUAUUCUUUGAGCCAUGUACUGAGACUGUUUACUCUGAUGAAAAUAGCGAUCAUGAAAGUACAACCUAAAACAGAUAUAGUCUUCUAUCUAAUGCCCCUAGCACACUUAAUAGCAAUCCUAGUUAAAAAUCUUAACUAAAUGUAUUUGGCAGAUUAACUGAGAGGCCCAGUAUUUAAGCUAGCAAUCAACUUACAAAUUCUAUCUCGAACUUACAUUCAACAAACGAAGGUAAAUAGAAGUAAAAGAGAGCAUCUUUCAGAAAAGUAUAAAAUUCAUCUGAUACCUCAAAUAACCCUGUUCCCUCUACCACCUCUAAAAAGCAGCAUUAAAUCUAAACUUAAAAUGAUAGUGGAAGAGUUUCAGUGAUUGAUCAAACUAGACAUAACAGUCCAAGCAUCUAGUAGAAAAAGAUGGUGGCAAAUGGAAACAAUUCAUCAUCAUAGACUUAAUUAAAUAUUGGCUCGAGCACCACACAAUAAGUUAUCAAAAAUCAAUUUAUGGAAUUCAGUGUCACCACUACGACAACUGUAAAAAUUGAAGGUAAGAUUCCUCAAGUUAUGGUGGAGCAUCAACCAGAAAUUAUAAUAGAGGAAGUAGAUAGGCAAGAAUGA